Messenger RNA from Conger conger (European conger), 4009 nucleotides. RefSeq names its product PHD finger protein 23B-like. NCBI's taxonomy places the organism in Eukaryota, Metazoa, Chordata, Actinopteri, Anguilliformes, Congridae. Bases 502 to 1464 code for a protein of 320 amino acids. The record is from RefSeq and is a predicted model, not a curated record. Gene Ontology annotation, biological process: negative regulation of autophagosome maturation; positive regulation of protein ubiquitination; negative regulation of autophagosome assembly. The transcript has 5 exons.
AGCAGAUGGAAGAUUGUGACGCUGACAGACACGCGCAGAACUUUCGCUAGUUCGCUAGCUAGCUAAUGUUAUCUCCUGUGAAAGAAGGGAAUCGCACUUAAAAUACAUGCUUUUUUUCGCUUUUGUCACUGCUACAUCACAGAAGUGACUGGCUACCGGUUGAUCGAUAAGUGCCCUCAUAGAUUGUUUUGAUCUGCAGAGGGGUUCGAGGAUACGUUGCUGACGAGCUAGGAGCUAGUCUGCUAAAAUAUUGGAUGAAGACACUUGCCAACGUUACUUAGCAAGUCAGCAGACGUAUGUUCUCAAUUUUUGGAUUAACAGACACUGCCCAAGCUGAAGAUUCGUUAGGUAACGUUACUCUAACUUAGCUAGAAAGCGGAGAACUCAAAGCAUAACGGUGAUCCUAGUUACACGUCGCCGUUGCUGUCUCUUCCCCCGACCGGGGCUGCAGCUCCGGAGAGCCGGGGAAAACGCACCACUAACGCCGCCUCUUGGGCGAUAAUGCUUGAAAUUAUGGACGAGCAUCAAGAUCCAAUACGGAAAUGCAAAACGGAGCCUUUGCCUCUGGAAAAGAGGAAGAGGACGGUGGAAGACUUCAACAAGUUCUGCAGCUUUGUCCUAGCCUAUGCUGGCUACAUUCCUUCUCCUGAAGAGGAAAGCCAGUGGUCGCCAUCUUCCUCCAGUUCUCCACUUGGCUCUGGUGCUUCAGGGGAUGGGGGCGCCAGCUCCAUGGGGGGCAAUUGGGAGGAGGGCGGCAGCUCCAACCUCCGAACCAUCCGGACGUUUGUCCAAAAGGCCCGUGCUAACAAGGGGAAAGGUCUCAGCCGCCUGCACUCCAACGGCUUCCUCCUGGAGAAGAUGCGUCUGAAAGACUCACUGUUCGAGGGUCAGACGAGGACCAAGGCAGAGCGCAAGAAGGAGAGGAAGCUAAAAAAGCUCUCGCUGGGCACGGGAGGAGGUGUGCACGAGGGGCGUCAUGCCGGUGAGAAAAGGGCAACAAUGAAGCACAGCAAAAUUCCCAAGGGGGCAAAAUCUGUGAAGAAACUGAAACACUCGGACAAGCUCCAGGCGUACUCUGAGACGGGCCCCACCCAAACGGGGGAGCGUGUUCUGGGAGAGGGACUGAAGGAGGAGGAAGAGGAGGGUGUGCGGAACGUGCGGCUUGUGGAGGCACUGAGGGAGGAAUCCACCAGAGAGGCAGAGAUGAGCUCCAGUGAGGCUGAGACCUGGAUUGCGGAUGAGGACAUUAUGGUAGAGUCUGGUGAUGACUCGUGGGACUUGAUCACGUGUUACUGUGGGAAACCCUUUGCGGGACGGCCGAUGAUUGAAUGCAAUCAGUGUGGGAUUUGGGUGCACCUCUCCUGUGCCAAGAUAAAGAAGUCGAAUGUACCUGAUAUCUUCUUCUGCCACAAGUGCAGGGACUGUCGCCAGGACCGGCGGUCUGGGCCGAAGAAGGACCCCUAAAACUGUGCGGGAUAAAGGCUGUCUUCCUGCAUUGCUCACUCUAGACAUCCUUUCUCUGUGUUCUGAGAGAGCUAUGUUUCUGAAAAACCUUUCUCAGUCAGGCAAAGAUUACUUCGGAGAUACACAAUGACUAUGUAUACUCCCGCUUCUGUUUGUCCAAUGCCCUCUACACAUCUUGGAUGGAUGACAAGCCACCACUGCCAUUUCUAAACAAGUUGACACCAAGACACCAUGGUCCAACCAGUCCUUGACUGAAUGCAAUCAAUUUACACAGGGAGAACAAACUAAGCAGCCAUUUUGCAGCCCAGUUUUUAUUAAUGUUUUUUCUCAAACCUCCCUCCUCUUCAAACACAGUAACAUCUGCAAUGGCUGCAUGGAAGGCAAAAUUGUGCUUUGCCCAUUUAUUUGGACUAAUGGUAUGAUUUAAAUGAGUUAUUUUCCAAAAGAACCUUGUUUGAAAUGUGAGGCUAACUGACUUGCAUUGUCAUUUGAAUGUGUUAUGCUGUCAGCCCUGCAUGUUAAAUUCCAUUGAUUUAUUUUGUUUUUGUUUUAAUAUAACUGCUUACAUUUGUUUCUGUAUUGAAUGGUGAAAGUGCCAUCUUUAACUUUUCCACUGCAGUGAUUACUUCACAUGGAAGCUCAAGUCAUCCUCAAAUUUAACCCAUUCCUGCUCUCUGAUUGGCUCACUAUUCAAAGGGUCUUCUCCAUUUGGUUCACCAUGAUUAUAUAAGUAAAACGGUCCAUAAAUACACCCAUGACCAACUGGCAUGCCAUAUUUUGCAGCUUUAUUUGUAUUUAGUCCGGAAUUGACAGUCUUUAUAGAUAGGAAUUAGCAUUAUGGGCAGUGUCAUCUCUAAACUGGGGGAAAAAAGCUAAGCAGUAGGACCAUGACCUUUUGUACCUUCAACACAGGGUUAAACAGUUUAGCCUGCGUUGUACUGAGCAGCUCCAACAGACUACCACUGAUGUUUCUAUGAGAUUGUUUUUGUGCCUUUUUCUGUGUGUGCAUAAUGAUGCAUUGUUAGGGCCCUGUCACUAACUUAUGGCACUUAAAGUGGAAAUCGAGCUUCAAUUAAACCUGUAACAUAUAGUACUGGGUUAUAUUGCCGUUUGUGUGAACCAGCAGAAUCUCUCAUUUCCAUGGUGUGAGAACCCUGUCAUUGCACACAAAUGUUGCCACCAUUCUGAAGAAUCUGACUGUAAAAAGGGGCUGUCCAGUUCUGCCACUUCCAUUCCUAUUAUCUGGCUACUAACCCCAAGGUCAUCUCAAGCUGAAACAACGGAAGCAUAACUUAAAUGUGUGUUAAGUGAAGGCACAGAGUGGCUCAUUUGAAUGGUUGUGGGGUUUUUUUCUUUUUGGGGGGGAUUGUUUGAAUUGCUGCUGUUGAGAUGUGUUGAAGGAAAUUGGUUGCUGGUCUGAAAUACCCCUCAAAUUUUAUGUAUUUCUGCACAUGCCAAGGCUCUAUUCAAGUUGACAGUAUUAGAACAGCUUCUAAUAACUAAGUCAUUUUAAGAACGGAAUUCAAAUUAACUUCAGAAAUUAGAAUAUAUAUUUGGCUCUCGGUAUGAUUAAUAUUUUUGUGACCAUUCCUUGCCUUCCAGUAAUUUCAUGUUAUGUUAUAGGUUUAUAGAAUGCCAGAGCAACUACAAGUCUUAACUGGUGUUGCAUAACUUGACUUUAAUACAAGUACAAGUACUAAUGGCUGCAGUUUGGCCAACUUUGCACUACAAUUUCUUAUUACAUUGUCUCAAAACAAGGAUGUGUAAGAUGAUAUUUUAAACGUUUUCUUAUUUUAAGAAAAAAUUAUGACCCCAAUUUUCCUCUCGCAGUCUUCAGCAUUCUGUAAGGGGAGCCUUUUCUUAAGUUGCGUCACUUAACAAUAGAAACGUAUAAGAUGCGGUUAAGAAUCAUAUGUGAAAAUAUUUUUUUAGAAUUAGUUAUUGGCAGGAUGCAAGUCUGCUGUCGGGUGGGAAGUAUGAAGAAAGAGGAAACUAGGCUGUAAGCUUAUUUCUGUCCACGUUGGUUGUAAUUUAUUUAUUUUUUUACCUUUAUUUUCAUUUUUUUUACUUCUCUCAAAUCACUUUAAGUACAACACUAUAAUUAUACCCCCCUUUCCAAAAUAAUUUUCCCCCAGAAGAAUUGUAAAAUGUUUGUACAUUUAUCUUUGUGUGCUGACGAUACUUAGUUUUUGUGUGUUGGGUUUUAUUUUUCAUUUUAGUAUUUGGCAAACCAUAUAUGCUAACAAUGUAUACAGUGGCUUCCAAUGUAUUAGUACCCUUUGUCAAAAAUAUGAUUUAACAGAAAUAAGCUAAUAUACAAUCACUAUGUUUUCAAUGAAAAAAAAUAUUCCAAAAUGCUGCCAGCUCAAUGGAACAAUUUGUGUGUGUGUGUGUGUCUGUGUGUGUGUCUGUGUGUGUGUCUGUGUCUGUGUCUGUGUCUGUGUCUGUGUCUGUGUCUGUGUCUGUGUCUGUGUCUGUGUCUGUGUCUGUGUCUGUGUCUGUGUGUCUGAUGAGCAUGAAGACAUUAAACCUAUGCUAUGGUCCA